AUGCUCACUAAAAAUAAAAGGUCAAGAAAAAUCAUGAAAAAUUAAAAAAAAUGGAAAUUUGUUCCAAUUACUUAUGAUUUAUCAUAAAUCAAAGGGAAGAGAUCAAAAAAACCAUAUAAAUUCUUGGUUUGCAAUCUUUGGUCAUUAUUCACUCAUCAUAGCAUUUCAGAAUUAUUAAAUGAUAAACCUUUAGAUAUUGUUGUUUCUACUUCUAAUUCAUUUACAGGCAACACUAUAUUCUAAGAGACCAUGACAUAUAAAGAAUUUUCAAAUUAUACAGGACCUCUAACAUUGUAUUUGGCAUAAAUCUAAUUAGAUUUACCUUGCCCUAAAAUAUUGAAUGACUCAGGAAAUGUAUUUUUAUGGUGUUCAAAAGGAUUUACAGAUAGUGGCUGGCAUUAUGAUAGUUAUGAAAAUUAUUUGGGUGUUGUAGAAGGUACUAAAAUUGUUUACUUGAGAAAUAAUUGUUAAGAUUGGUCUUAAUUCGAAUCAGUCUGUUCUGAACAAUAUAAUCACUUGAAAAAAGGAUAAAAAAUGGUCUCUAAAUUUGUUAUACUCUAAAAAAAUGAAAUGCUUUACAUUCCCUAAGGAAUGUUGCAUCGGUAAUUUAUUAAAAUAAUUUUUUAGGGUAAUUUCUUAUGAUUAAACUAUAGGUGUUAAUGUUUGGAUGGAAAGCAUUGCCUAAUCAUAACUUAAAGUCAAUCAUUACUAAUUGAGAUAUAUAUUAAAUGAGAUUAUUAGCAAAGAUAUAAAAGAAUUUUUGAUUUAAUAGGCUAGAUCUAGACUCAAAAAAAUUAAAAUUGAUUUAUACAGGAAUGAUAUUUUGAAUUCCUUUUCUAACUUUUCCAAUCUACAUUCAUCUCAUAGAAAUUUAAUAUAGAAACCACUUAAUCAAUUGAUUGGAAUUUAUAUUUGCAUUUUGACAGGAAUGUCUCAUAAAUAUAUGAUAUAAUUUAUGCUAAUAAUAGAAGAGAUUGAUUCAAUUUCUAUUUUCAAGAAUCUACCUUAUACUUAUUAAGCCAUAAUUGCAUUAAAAUUGGACGAAUUUUCAGAAUCAAUAGAAAAAAUUGAUUUCAGGGAAAAAUUUUAUGCAUUACUCUAGUUUCAUGAAGAUCUCGUUGAAAGUUUAUAAGCAAGUAAGAAUAAAUUAAAACGUUACAUUGCAUAAAGAAUAAUUUUCAAUCAUUUUAGAAUUUGA
This is a messenger RNA of Paramecium sonneborni, 1198 nucleotides long. The record is from the annotation of a GenBank genome assembly. NCBI's taxonomy places the organism in Eukaryota, Ciliophora, Oligohymenophorea, Peniculida, Parameciidae.